Molecule: messenger RNA, 3334 nt
Organism: Pelmatolapia mariae (spotted tilapia)
Lineage: Eukaryota; Metazoa; Chordata; Actinopteri; Cichliformes; Cichlidae
Gene: myo1ha
Product: myosin IHa
Exons: 31
Coding region: 1-3072 (1023 amino acids)
Biological process (GO): vesicle transport along actin filament; actin filament organization
Cellular component (GO): cytoplasm; actin cytoskeleton; myosin complex
Molecular function (GO): actin filament binding; ATP binding; microfilament motor activity
Source: RefSeq, a predicted model, not a curated record
AUGGAGGGCGCCCUGACUGCCAGGGACCGUGUGGGAAUCCAGGAUUUUGUACUGCUGGAUGAAACCACGGAAGCUGCCUUUCUGAGCAACCUCAAGAAACGCUUCAGCAAGGAUCUCAUCUAUACUUACAUUGGAACGUUGUUAGUGUCUGUCAAUCCAUAUAAAGAGCUGGACAUCUACAACAAGAAGCAGAUGGAUAUCUACAUGGGUGUCAACUUUUUUGAGCUGCCGCCCCACAUUUAUGCCUUGGCGGAUAAUGCGUACCACACCAUGCUGACAGAGUUCAACAAUCACUUCAUCCUCAUCUCUGGUGAGAGCGGAGCAGGAAAAACAGAGGCCUCCAAGAAGAUUUUGCAGUAUUAUGCCGUCAGCUGUCCAAGCACCACUCUGCUAAACACAGUCAGAGACAAAAUGCUCAUGUCCAACCCCGUCCUGGAGGCAUUUGGAAAUGCCAAAACACUAAAAAAUGACAACUCAAGCCGAUUUGGGAAAUAUAUGGACAUCCAGUUUGACAGCCAGGGGGACGCUGUUGGAGGCCAUAUCCUGAACUACCUGCUGGAGAAAUCAAGGGUUGUGCAUCAGAAUCACGGGGAGAGAAACUUUCACAUCUUUUAUCAGCUGGUAGAGGGAGGAUCAGACGACUUGCUGCAUCAGCUGGGCUUGGAGAGAGGUUGCCAGCAUUAUAACUAUCUAACUCAGGGGCAAUGUCCCAUUGUGGCCUCCAUUAAUGACAAAAACGACUGGAAAACAGUAAAAAACGCACUUCAAAUCAUCAACUUUGAUGAGACUGCCACCAAUCACUUGUUUGAGGUCAUUGCAAGCGUUCUCCACCUGGGGAAUGUGCGGUUUGACUCUGAUAGUAAAGGUCACGCCCUCCUGAACAGCAACACAGAGCUGCACUGGGUCUCAAAUCUGCUAGGAGUGGAUGCACACAGACUUCAAGAGGGCCUAACAUUCAGGAAGAUUGAAGCCAAAAAAGAUCAGGUCCUCAGCCCUUUCACAACUGAUCACGCCAUCUAUGCCAGAGAUGCCUUAUCCAAAGCUAUCUAUGGGCAGACCUUCACCUGGCUGGUCAACAGGAUCAACGAGUCAAUGGAGAACAAAGACCCUUCACGAAAGGCUGUUAUAGGGCUUUUGGACAUAUAUGGAUUUGAGGUUUUCUACGUAAACAGUUUUGAGCAGUUCUGUAUAAACUAUUGCAACGAGAAGCUGCAGCAGCUUUUCAUUGAGCUGACACUAAAAUCAGAGCAGGAAGAAUAUGAAGCAGAGGGCAUUGAGUGGGAGCCAGUUCAGUUCUUCAACAAUAAGAUCAUCUGUGAUCUAAUCGAGGAAAAACACAGAGGAAUUAUAUCAUUACUGGAUGAGGAGUGUCUAAGGCCAGGAGAUGCCACAGAUCUGACCUUCCUGGAGAGACUGGAAGAAAAGAUGGGGAAUCACCCCCACUUUGUCACGCACAAACUAGCUGACAAAAUGACACGUAAGACUCUGGAGAGGGGAGAUUUCCGUCUCUUGCAUUAUGCCGGGGAGGUCACCUACUGUGUUGUGGGUUUCCUGGACAAAAACAACGACCUACUAUAUAGAAACAUAAAAGAUCUUAUGUGUCAGUCUAAAAAUGACAUAGUCAAAGAGUGCUUCUCAUCCAUGGAUCCAGACAGCAGGAGAAGACCAGAAACAGUGGUGACUCAGUUUAAGAGCAGUCUGCAGAAGCUGACAGAGAUCCUCAUGGCUAAAGAGGCCUGGUACAUACGCUGCCUAAAAUCUAACGAGUCCAAGCAGUCAGGUCAGUUUGAUGAAGCACUGAUCAGGCAUCAGGUGAAGUACCUGGGUCUGAUGGAGCACCUCAGAGUCAGACGAGCUGGUUUUGCUUACAGACGUAAAUACGACGUUUUUUUGAAGAGAUAUAAACCAUUGUGCCCAGCCACCUGGCCACACUGGAGAGGAGUAGCCGCCGAUGGAGUGGAAGUGCUGGUUCAACAUCUGGGCUACCUGCCAGAUGAGUACAAAAUGGGACGGACCAAAAUUUUCAUCCGUCACCCCAGGACACUGUUCGCCACAGAGGAUGCUUAUGAGAAAUGCAAACAUGAACUGGCAACACGCAUCCAGGCAAAAUACAAAGGCUACAGGGCAAAGGGAGAAUUCAGAAAACAGAAAGAAGCUGCCACUAAGAUUGAAUCUUGUUGGAGAGGAACACAGGCUAGGAAGGAGAAGGAGAAGAGAGCCUGGGCGGUAAAAGUCAUCAAGAAAUUUAUCAAAGGCUACAUGACCAGAGGGCAGGCAAAAAACACAGAUAACUCAGAGUACCUGGCCUUCGUGAGGCAAAAUUACCUGAACAGACUUAGAGACAACCUGCCAAAGACCGUUUUGGAUAAAACCACCUGGCUAACUCCACCAGCUGUGCUCACAGAGACAUCAGAGAUGCUGCGUAAGCUUCACUACCGUCUUAUGGUGCGGAAAUAUGUGCAAGGAAUCACACCGCAGAAGAAAGCACAGUUUCAAAUGAAGCUGAUCACCAGCUCCAUCUUCAAGGGGAAAAAGGACAGUUAUCCACAGAGUGUUGCCCAUCCAUUUGCAGACACCAGAAUCAGUGAGGAAGACAUAAACACAAGGGUCAUCCAGAUGAUUCGCAACGAGCGUAUAAAGUACUGCGUUCCAGUAAUUAAGUAUGACAGGAAUGGCUUCAAACCGAGGCAGCGACAGCUCAUCCUCACCCAGACAGCUGUCUAUGUGAUAGAGGAAGCCAAGAUCAAGCAGAGAGUGCUGUACACCUCUCUCAAAGGGAUUUCUGUCAGUAACUUGACUGACAGCACCAUUGUAUUCCACAUAACACGUGAAGAACCUAAACAAAAGGGGGAUCUGGUAGUACAGUGUGACCACUUGUUUGAGCUUUUGACCAAACUCUGUGUCAUUGCUAACAAACAAAAUGCCAUCAAGGUGGUUCAGGGCAGCAUCAACUUUGAAAUCCAGGCUGGAAAAGGAGGAGCAGUGGACUUUAGCACUGGGCCUGAGCCCAUGGUAUACAAGGCCAAGAAUGGUCACCUGAUGGUGGUUGCCACUCGGGCAAGGACACGGUAACGUGUGAGGCUGAGGAGGAGACACAUAAGAUGCCUCUGCAUAUUUCAUCAGGAGACCACUAAGGAGAUGAUCACCAUGUCUGCAGAAAACACAUCUGCCCAGAAAGAGAUGAACCUGAGGAAUCUUGGUUGAGGUUGUUUGCUGGACAGAAUUUCACACUAGUCAUAAUCAAAAUUUCUUCACUUCAUUAUUAAGAAAAGAAAGAAGAUGCUAUCAUUUCACAAUUGUUUGUGUCUGAAGAACACUUAAAAUGACAAAACUC